CCACUCUUGCGAGCCUCAAAUCUGCUCCCGGAUUUCGUCAAGCUUUCCCACUCUCGCAAGAAAACCGACAAGAAUUUCUCGAGAAAAUCAGCCAAGAUGGUUCUCGCCGUUGAUCUUCUGAACCCUUCCGCGGCCAGCGAGGCCAAGAAGCACAAGCUCAAGACCCUCGUCCCCGCCCCUCGAUCCUUCUUCAUGGACGUCAAGUGCCCCGGCUGCUUCACCAUCACCACCGUCUUCUCUCACGCCCAGACCGUCGUCAUCUGCCAGGGAUGCACCACCGUCCUCUGCCAGCCCACCGGUGGUAAGGCUCGGUUGACCGAGGGCUGCUCUUUCCGACGGAAGUAA
Molecule: messenger RNA, 345 nt
Organism: Fusarium falciforme
Lineage: Eukaryota; Fungi; Ascomycota; Sordariomycetes; Hypocreales; Nectriaceae
Exons: 3
Coding region: 97-345 (82 amino acids)
Biological process (GO): translation; ribosomal small subunit assembly
Cellular component (GO): cytosolic small ribosomal subunit; ribosome
Molecular function (GO): structural constituent of ribosome; RNA binding
Source: RefSeq, a predicted model, not a curated record